CUAGCAAUAACAUCACUCUCUCUCUCUCUUUCUCUUUCUCUCUCUUUAUAUUCUUUCUUUCAUCACUCUUCUUGUUCUUCACUUUCUCACUUGUUUUCCCCUUGUUUUUGUAGUCAUGGAAGUUUGUCAAAACUUCUCCGAGCGACGCUCGUGCGCUUUCAAAGGAAAGCGCACUAAGCGAUCACGACCGUUGUCCCCGCUGAAUACAGCGGGGACGACGACUACUACUACAACCAUCACUACUACCACCACCAGUUCAUCGAUUGCUUGUGGUAGUAAUGAUGGUAGUAGAGGUGUAGAUGGAGGUGGAGGUGAUUUUUUUUACAAUUCACCAACCACUUCUACUACUCAAAUUUCAAGACUUAGCACAUCUGAGGAAGAUGAAGAUAUGGCUAAUUGUUUAAUUCUAUUAGCACAAAGUGGAUGUGGCCAUAAAGUAGAACAAGUUAAAAAAGAGAAAAUCAACAACAGGAAAUUUGCAGAAAUAGCCAAUAGUAGUACAACUGGAAAAGCUGGUUUUUUUGUCUAUGAGUGUAAAACUUGCAAUAGAACUUUUAAUUCAUUUCAAGCACUUGGUGGACAUAGAGCAAGUCACAAAAAGCCCAAAACCAUAUUGGAAGAUAAAAAAUCUGUUACUGUCAAUACUGACAGUACUGCAACUGCAACUGCAACUGCUACUGCUACUGCUACUGCUGGUGCUGGUGAUGGUGCUGGUCAUGAUAAUUUACAUGAUCAAGGUCAAGAGCGUCUCAAUAAAAUUAGUAAUACAACAAUUCAAUCAAACAUCAAAACCAAAAUCCACGAAUGUUCAAUUUGUGGAUCGGAGUUCUCAUCAGGACAAGCUUUGGGAGGACACAUGAGAAGACAUAGACAACCUCCAACAACGACGAUGAUAAAUGCAAGCAACGUUUCGGAAUCAUCUCAUGACGAAAAAUCUAGAAGAACUGUUUUGUGUCUUGAUCUUAAUUUACCAGCGCCAGUUGAAGAUGAUCACAAAUUUGAACAAAGUCUAGUCUUCUCUGCAGCCCCUUUGGUUGAUUGCUAUUAUUAGUAAUUUUUAGAAAGAAAAAAAAAGUGAAAGAGAUUAUAAUUCAUAUAUUUUUUUUAGUAAUUUUUAAAAGUAAACAAAAUUUGUGAUACAAUAUUGUUGUUCAUAAAAAUAUACAAAAAUUUAUUUUCUAA
Molecule: messenger RNA, 1182 nt
Organism: Solanum pennellii
Lineage: Eukaryota; Viridiplantae; Streptophyta; Magnoliopsida; Solanales; Solanaceae
Product: zinc finger protein ZAT5
Exons: 1
Coding region: 116-1051 (311 amino acids)
Source: RefSeq, a predicted model, not a curated record